Molecule: messenger RNA, 5935 nt
Organism: Python bivittatus (Burmese python)
Lineage: Eukaryota; Metazoa; Chordata; Lepidosauria; Squamata; Pythonidae
Source: RefSeq, a predicted model, not a curated record
CACAGAUCUUGCUUAGACUCCAGACUGAGAUACCUCCAGAGACCUUCUUUUUUUUCCCCAUUGCUCUCUCCUGCAAGGUCCUCAAAGAAUGAGUGAUGCACCGAUGGCCGAAUUUGGACUGGCGGCUCCCUACCUUCGCAAAUCAGACAGGGAGCGCCUAGAAGCCCAAACCCGGCCUUUCGAUAGCCGCAACGAAUGUUUCGUGCCCGACGAGAAAGAGGAGUUUGUCAAGGGCAAAGUGUUGAGCCGGGACAGCGGCAUCGUCACCGUGCAGACGGAGAACGGCAAGACGGUGACGGUGCGGGAGGCUGACAUCCACCAGCAGAAUCCGCCCAAGUUCGACAAGAUCGAGGACAUGGCCAUGCUCACCUUUCUGCACGAACCGGCCGUGCUCUACAACCUGAAGGAGCGCUACGCCUCCUGGAUGAUCUACACGUAUUCAGGCCUCUUCUGCGUGACGGUCAACCCUUACAAAUGGCUCCCCGUCUACAACGCGGAGGUUGUAGCUGCCUACAGGGGCAAAAAACGAAGCGAAGCCCCUCCCCACAUUUUCUCGAUCUCCGACAACGCGUACCAAUACAUGUUGACAGAUCGAGAAAAUCAAUCUAUCCUCAUCACUGGAGAAUCCGGUGCAGGGAAGACGGUCAACACUAAACGAGUUAUCCAGUACUUUGCCAGUAUCGCUGCCAUCGGAGACCGCAAGAAAGAGGCUGCCAACUCCCCCAAGGGAACUCUGGAAGAUCAAAUCAUCCAGGCCAACCCUGCUUUAGAAGCCUUCGGCAACGCCAAGACUGUGCGGAAUGACAACUCCUCUCGUUUUGGUAAAUUCAUCCGAAUUCAUUUCGGGGCAACGGGGAAGUUGGCAUCUGCUGAUAUUGAGACUUAUCUCCUGGAAAAAUCUCGGGUUAUUUUUCAGCUCAAAGCUGAGAGAAAUUACCACAUAUUUUACCAGAUCUUGUCCAACAAGAAGCCGGAACUUCUGGACCUCCUCUUGGUCACCAAUAACCCUUAUGACUACCACUACAUUUCCCAAGGAGAGGUAACGGUGGCCUCCAUUGAUGACUCCGAGGAGCUGAUGGCCACCGAUAGCGCCUUUGAUGUCCUGGGUUUCACCUCGGAGGAAAAAGUUGGCGUCUACAAACUGACGGGUGCCAUCAUGCACUAUGGGAACAUGAAGUUCAAGCAGAAGCAGCGCGAGGAACAGGCUGAGCCAGAUGGGACCGAGGAUGCGGAUAAAUCCGCCUACUUGAUGGGUCUCAAUUCAGCUGACUUGGUCAAGGGGCUCUGCCACCCCCGAGUGAAGGUUGGCAAUGAAUAUGUCACCAAAGGGCAAAAUGUCCAACAGGUGUAUUAUUCCAUUGGUGCCCUGGCCAAGUCUGUGUAUGAGAAAAUGUUCAGCUGGAUGGUGGUCAGGAUCAAUAACACUUUGGAGACCAAGCAGCCUCGGCAGUAUUUCAUUGGUGUGCUGGACAUUGCAGGAUUUGAGAUCUUUGACGUAAGUCCGUUGCAACAGGGAGUACAGUUGUGGGUGUUCAUUGACUUUGGCAUGGACCUACAGGCCUGCAUUGACCUCAUUGAGAAGCCUCUAGGCAUCAUGUCCAUCCUCGAAGAGGAGUGCAUGUUCCCAAAAGCCACCGACAUGACCUUCAAGGCCAAGCUGUACGACAACCACCUGGGCAAGUCGGCCAACUUUGGGAAAGCCCGCAACACCAAGGGCAAGCCGGAGGCGCAUUUUGCCCUUGUCCACUACGCUGGCACCGUUGACUACAACAUCAAUGGAUGGCUGGAGAAGAACAAGGACCCCCUCAAUGAGACCGUUGUGGCUCUCUAUCAGAAGUCGGCCCUGAAGCUCCUGGCUACGCUCUUCUCUAGCUAUGCUGGCAGUGAGGCUGGUGGAGAUGGUGGGAAGGGAAAAGGCUCCAAGAAGAAAGGAUCAUCCUUCCAGACUGUCUCAGCACUUCACCGGGAGAAUCUGAACAAGUUGAUGGCCAACCUCAAAACUACUCAUCCCCAUUUUGUGCGGUGCAUCAUCCCCAAUGAACGAAAGGCACCUGGGGUAAUGGACAACCCCUUAGUCAUGCACCAGUUACGCUGCAAUGGAGUCCUGGAGGGGAUCCGGAUCUGCCGGAAGGGAUUCCCCAACCGGAUUCUCUAUGGAGACUUCAGGCAAAGGUACCGCAUCCUAAAUCCUGCGGCCAUCCCGGAGGGCCAGUUCAUCGACAGCCGGAAGGGGGCAGAGAAACUUCUGAGCUCCCUGGACAUUGACCACAACCAGUACAAAUUUGGACAUACCAAGGUAUUUUUCAAGGCAGGGCUGCUGGGCCAGCUGGAGGAGAUGCGAGAUGAACGCCUUUCCCGCAUCAUCACACGCAUUCAGGCCCGGGCAAGGGGUCAGCUCAUGCGCAUUGAAUUCAAGAAGAUUGUGGAGCGCAGGGACGCCUUGCUCAUUAUUCAGUGGAACAUCCGUGCUUUUAUGGGAGUGAAGAAUUGGCCCUGGAUGAAGCUCUUCUUCAAGAUCAAACCUUUGCUGAAGAGCGCAGAAACAGAGAAGGAAAUGCAGACAAUGAAAGAGGAAUUUGGGAGGCUGAAGGAAGCUCUGGAGAAGUCAGAAGCACGGAGAAAAGAGCUGGAGGAGAAGAUGGUCUCAUUGCUACAGGAGAAGAAUGACCUCCAGUUGCAAGUUCAAGCUGAGCAAGAUAAUCUGAACGAUGCUGAGGAACGCUGCGACCAGCUGAUCAAGAACAAGAUCCAGCUGGAGGCCAAGGUGAAAGAGAUGACCGAACGGAUAGAAGAUGAAGAAGAAAUGAAUGCUGAACUCACUGCUAAGAAGCGGAAGCUGGAAGAUGAAUGUUCAGAACUAAAGAAGGAUAUAGAUGAUUUGGAACUAACCUUGGCUAAGGUGGAGAAGGAGAAACACGCGACAGAGAACAAGGUGAAAAACCUCACUGAAGAAAUGGCCGGUCUGGAUGAGAUCAUUGCAAAACUUACUAAGGAGAAGAAAUCACUGCAGGAGGCCCACCAGCAAGCAUUAGAUGACUUCCAAGUUGAAGAAGACAAAGUCAACAGUCUCAGCAAAGCCAAAAUGAAGCUGGAACAACAAGCAGAUGAUCUCGAAGGCUCUCUGGAACAGGAGAGGAAGAUCCGGAUGGAUCUGGAACGGUCAAAGAGGAAGAUUGAAGGAGACUUAAAGUUGGCACAAGAGAACAUUAUGGACUUAGAGAAUGAUAAACAACAGCUGGAAGAAAAAAUUAAAAAGAAAGAGUUUGAUAUCAACCAGCAGAACAGCAGGAUUGAAGAUGAACAAGCUUUGGGCUCACAGCUGCAGAAGAAACUGAAGGAGCUACAGGCACGGAUUGAAGAGCUGGAAGAGGAGAUGGAGGCAGAGCGCGCAGCCCGCGCCAAGGUAGAAAAGCAACGCUCUGACCUUUCGCGAGAACUCGAGGAAAUCAGCGAGCGGCUGGAGGAGGCCGGAGGAGCCAACCCAGUACAGAUGGAGCUGAACAAGAAACGGGAGGCCGAGUUCCAGAAGAUGCGGCGUGACCUGGAAGAGGCCACCCUGCAGCAUGAGGCCACAGCGGCCACCUUGCGCAAGAAGCACGCUGACUCUGCGGCAGAGCUGGGCGAGCAGAUCGACAACCUGCAGCGUGUGAAGCAGAAGCUGGAGAAGGAGAAGAGCGAGCUGAAGCUAGAACUGGAUGACGUGGCCUCCAACAUGGAGCAGAUUCUGAAGGCCAAGGCAAAUUUAGAGAAGAUGUGCCGCACGAUAGAGGACCAGUGUGCAGAUUACCGUGCCAAAUUGGAGGAAACGCAGAGGACCCUCAAUGACACCAACACACAGCGAGCUAAACUGCUGACUGAAAAUGGAGAAGUCACUCGACAGCUCGAAGAGAAAGAGGCUCUUGUUUCUCAGCUUACUCGUGGGAAACAAUCCUACACACAGCAAAUGGAGGACCUGAAGAGACAAUUAGAAGAGGAGUCCAAGGCCAAAAAUGCCCUGGCACACGCUCUGCAGUCAGCCCGCCAUGACUGCGACCUGUUGAGAGAACAGUAUGAGGAGGAGAUGGAAGCCAAGUCGGAGCUCCAGCGCUUGCUCUCCAAGGCCAACUCUGAAGUGGCACAGUGGAGAACCAAGUAUGAAACAGAUGCCAUCCAGAGAACAGAGGAACUGGAAGAAGCCAAGAAGAAGCUGGCCCAGAGGCUCCAGGAAGCCGAGGAGGCGGUGGAGGCCGUGAACGCCAAAUGUUCCUCGCUGGAGAAGACCAAGCACCGUCUUCAGAAUGAGAUCGAAGAUCUCAUGGUGGAUGUGGAGCGCUCAAACGCGGCCGCAGCUGCCCUGGACAAGAAGCAAAGGAAUUUCGACAAGAUUCUUUCUGAAUGGAAGCAGAAGAAUGAAGAAUCUCAGGCAGAAUUGGAGGCCUCACAGAAAGAGUCCCGUUCACUCAGCACUGAGCUCUUCAAGCUGAAGAAUGCUUACGAGGAGUCCCUGGAACACCUGGAGACGUUAAAAAGAGAGAACAAGAAUUUGCAAGAGGAGAUUUCUGAUCUCACAGAACAGUUGAGUCAAGGGGCCAAAAGUAUGCAUGAGUUGGAAAAAGUGAAAAAGCAGCUUGAGUCCGAGAAAGUGGAGUUACAGGCAGCUCUGGAGGAGGCUGAGGCCUCUCUGGAACAUGAGGAAGGAAAGAUCCUCCGAGCUCAGCUGGAAUUCAACCAAAUUAAGGCCGAUAUUGAGCGCAAGUUGGCUGAGAAGGACGAGGAAAUGGAGCAGGCCAAGCGGAAUCACUUGAGGAUGGUGGACUCGCUUCAAGCAUCCUUGGACGCCGAGACCCGCAGCCGCAACGAGGCCCUGAGGAUCAAGAAGAAGAUGGAGGGUGACCUCAAUGAUAUGGAGAUCCAACUUAGCCAAGCUAAUCGGGUGGCCGCUGAGGUUCAGAAGCACCUCAAAAUUGCUCAUGCCCAUCUCAAGGACAACCAGAUUCAACUGGACGAUGCCCUACGAGCCAACGAGGACUUGAAGGAGAACAUCGCCAUUGUGGAAAGGCGGAACACUCUGCUGCAGGCUGAGCUUGAAGAGCUACGCAGCGUGUUGGAGCAGACGGAGCGUGGGCGGAAACUGGCAGAGCAGGAACUGACAGAGGCCAGUGAGAGGGUCCAGCUCCUCCACUCCCAGAACACCAGCCUCAUCAACCAAAAGAAGAAGAUGGAGAACGAUCUGACCCAGCUUCAGUCAGAAAUGGAAGAAGCUGUGCAGGAGUGCAGAAAUGCUGAGGAGAAGGCCAAGAAGGCCAUCACAGAUGCGGCCAUGAUGGCGGAGGAGCUGAAGAAGGAGCAGGACACCAGCGCCCACCUGGAGAGGAUGAAGAAGAACAUGGAGCAGACCAUCAAGGACCUGCAGAUGCGUCUGGACGAGGCAGAGCAGCUGGCCCUGAAGGGGGGCAAGAAGCAGCUUCAGAAACUGGAGGCCCGGGUGCGGGAACUGGAGAACGAGCUGGAAUCGGAGCAGAAGCGCAACGUGGAGAACGUCAAGGGCAUGCGCAAGUGCGAGCGCCGCAUCAAGGAGCUCACCUACCAGACUGAGGAGGAUAAGAAAAACUUGCUGAGACUCCAAGACCUGGUAGAUAAAUUGCAAGUGAAGGUCAAAGCCUAUAAAAGACAAGCCGAAGAAGCGGAGGAGCAGGCCAACACCAACCUCGCCAAAUUUCGGAAGGCCCAGCACGAGUUGGAUGAAGCCGAGGAGCGGGCGGACAUCGCAGAGUCCCAGGUCAACAAGCUGAAGGCCAAAAGUCGUGAUGUGGGAGGAAAGAAACUUCAUGACGAAGAGUGAGGAAGUCUGGAAAACCUCAGUUUAGCCAAACCAGCAAUUUAACAAUCUUUGCCUUGAGACGCCAUAGCAUGAAUAUAGUGCAGUGAAUAAAUCUGAAUAGCAACUCGAAUCCCA